Messenger RNA from Haliaeetus leucocephalus (bald eagle), 3545 nucleotides. RefSeq names its product myosin-3-like. Gene Ontology annotation, cellular component: myosin complex. The record is from RefSeq and is a predicted model, not a curated record. The transcript is spliced from 25 exons. Gene Ontology annotation, molecular function: actin filament binding; cytoskeletal motor activity; ATP binding. Lineage: Eukaryota; Metazoa; Chordata; Aves; Accipitriformes; Accipitridae. Bases 1 to 3432 code for a protein of 1143 amino acids.
AUGGCCAUCUUUGGAGAGGCGGCUCCUUACCUCCGAAAGUCAGAAAAGGAGAGAAUUGAGGCCCAGAACAAGCCUUUCGAUGCCAAGACAUCUGUCUUUGUGUCCCAUCCUAAAGAAUCCUAUGUGAAAGGUACAAUCCAGAGCAAAGAAUCAGGGAAGAUCACUGUCAAGACUGAAGGUGGAGAGAGCCUGACCGUGAAAGAAGAUCAAAUCUUCUCCAUGAACCCUCCCAAGUACGAUAAAAUUGAGGACAUGGCCAUGAUGACCCACCUCCAUGAACCUGCUGUGCUGUACAACCUCAAAGAGCGUUAUGCAGCCUGGAUGAUCUACACCUACUCGGGUCUCUUCUGCGUCUCUGUCAACCCCUACAAGUGGCUGCCGGUGUACAACCCGGAGGUGGUGUUGGCCUACCGAGGCAAGAAGUGCCAGGAGGCCCCUUCACACAUCUUCUCCAUCUCUGACAAUGCCUAUCAGUUCAUGCUGACUGAUCGCGAGAACCAGUCGAUCCUGAUCACCGGAGAAUCUGGUGCAGGGAAGACUGUGAACACAAAGCGUGUCAUCCAGUACUUUGCAACAAUUGCAGCGAGCGGUGAUAAGAAGAAGGAAGAGCAGCAGGCUGGCAAAAUGCAGGGGACACUUGAGGAUCAAAUCAUCAGUGCCAACCCACUGCUGGAGGCUUUUGGUAAUGCCAAGACGGUGAGGAACGACAACUCCUCACGCUUUGGUAAAUUCAUCAGAAUCCAUUUUGGUGCCACGGGCAAACUGGCUUCUGCUGACAUUGAAACAUAUCUUCUGGAGAAGUCCAGAGUCACUUUCCAGCUCAAGGCAGAAAGAAGCUACCACAUAUUCUAUCAGAUCAUGUCCAACAAGAAGCCGGAGCUAAUUGAGAUGUUACUGAUCACCACCAACCCGUAUGACUAUCAGUAUGUGAGUCAAGGUGAGAUCACGGUUCCCAGCAUUAACGACCAGGAAGAGCUGAUGGCCACGGAUAGUGCCAUUGACAUCCUGGGCUUCACUCCAGAUGAGAAGACAGCCAUUUACAAGCUGACAGGGGCUGUCAUGCACUAUGGCAACCUGAAGUUUAAGCAGAAGCAGCGUGAGGAGCAGGCAGAACCGGAUGGCACAGAAGUGGCUGACAAGGCUGCCUACCUCAUGGGUCUGAACUCAGCUGACCUGCUUAAGGCCCUCUGCUACCCCCGAGUCAAGGUUGGGAAUGAAUACGUGACCAAGGGUCAAACUGUGCAGCAGGUAUACAAUUCAGUAGGUGCCUUAGCAAAGGCUGUCUUUGAGAAGAUGUUCUUGUGGAUGGUUAUUCGCUUCAACCAACAGCUGGAUACCAAGCAACCAAGACAGUACUUCGUUGGUGUCCUGGACAUUGCUGGCUUUGAGAUCGUUGAUUUCAACAGCCUGGAGCAGCUGUGCAUCAACUUCACCAAUGAGAAACUGCAACAGUUCUUCAACCACCACAUGUUCGUGCUGGAGCAGGAAGAGUACAAGAAAGAAGGAAUUGAAUGGGAGUUCAUUGACUUUGGGAUGGACCUGGCUGCCUGCAUUGAACUCAUUGAGAAGCCCAUGGGCAUCUUCUCCAUCCUGGAAGAGGAGUGCAUGUUCCCCAAGGCAACUGACACCUCUUUCAAGAACAAGCUUUAUGACCAACAUCUGGGCAAGUCCAACAACUUCCAGAAGCCCAAGCCUGCCAAAGGGAAGGCUGAGGCCCACUUCUCCCUGGUGCACUAUGCUGGCAUGGUGGACUACAACAUCACUGGCUGGCUGGAGAAAAACAAGGAUCCCCUGAAUGAAACUGUUGUGGGGCUGUACCAGAAAUCAUCCCUGAAGACACUGGCCUUACUCUUUAAAAAUUUUACAAAUCAGAGCUCUAAAACCAUCUUUUUUUGGUGUUCUUCAGAGAGUGGUGGUGGUGGUGGCAAGAAGGGUGGCAAGAAGAAGGGUUCUUCUUUCCAGACAGUAUCUGCUCUUUUCAGGGAGAACCUCAACAAACUGAUGACCAAUCUACGGAGUACUCACCCCCAUUUUGUCCGUUGCAUCAUCCCUAAUGAAACAAAAACACCUGGUGCUAUGGAGCAUGAACUGGUGCUACACCAGCUGCGGUGUAACGGCGUGCUGGAAGGCAUCAGAAUUUGCAGGAAAGGUUUCCCAAGCAGAAUCCUCUAUGCAGACUUCAAACAGAGAUCAAUCUCCUUUCUGCUCUCCAUCCUGUCUUUACGGCAUAAGUUCAACUUUCUACAGCAUAGUUUAAGUGAAGAAGGCAUCGGACUGAAAUGGCUGGAGAUCAGUGUCCUCUUUUCAUCUAUGACUGAUCACCUGAAGACAUCUGAGAUUGACAAGAAGAUAGCAGAGAAAGAUGAGGAGAUUGACCAGAUGAAGAGAAACCACCUCAGAAUUGUGGAGUCCAUGCAGAGCACCCUGGACGCUGAGAUCAGGAGCAGGAAUGAAGCCCUGCGACUGAAGAAGAAGAUGGAGGGAGACCUGAAUGAAAUGGAGAUCCAGCUGAGCCAUGCCAACCGCGUGGCUGCAGAGGCACAAAAGAACCUGAGAAAUCUCUUUUCUCUCUUAAAGGAUACCCAGAUACACUUGGACGAUGCUCUCAGGACACAGGAGGACCUGAAGGAGCAGGUGGCCAUGGUGGAGCGCAGAGCAAACCUGUUGCAGGCUGAAAUUGAGGAGCUACGGGCGGCCCUGGAGCAGACGGAGCGGUCGAGGAAAGUGGCUGAGCAGGAAAUGAUGGAUGCAAGUGAGCGUGUGCAGCUUCUCCAUACCCAGAACACCAGCUUGAUCAACACCAAGAAGAAGCUGGAAACAGACAUUGCCCAAAUUCAGGGUGAAAUGGAGGACACAAUCCAGGACUCCCGCAAUGCUGAAGAGAAGGCCAAGAAGGCUAUCACAGAUGCGGCCAUGAUGGCAGAAGAGCUGAAGAAGGAGCAGGACACCAGCGCCCACCUGGAGAGGAUGAAGAAGAACCUGGACCAGACGGUGAAGGACCUGCAGCACCGUCUGGAUGAAGCCGAGCAGUUGGCCCUGAAGGGAGGCAAGAAGCAAAUCCAGAAGCUGGAGGCCAGAGUGCGGGAGGUGGAAGGGGAGGUUGAUGCUGAGCAGAAGCGCAGCGCUGAAGCUGUGAAGGGUGUGCGCAAGUACGAGAGGAGGGUGAAGGAGCUGACCUACCAGUGUGAGGAAGACCGGAAGAAUAUUCUCAGGCUCCAAGAUCUAGUGGACAAGCUGCAAAUGAAAGUGAAGUCCUACAAGAGGCAAGCUGAGGAGGCUGAGGAGCUGUCCAAUGUCAAUCUCUCCAAGUUCCACAAGAUCCAGCACGAGCUGGAGGAAGCCAAGGAGCGGGCUGACAUUGCAGAGUCGCAGGUCAACAAGCUCCGAGUGAAGAGUCGGGAGUUUCAUAAGAAGAUAGAAGAGGAGGAAUGAGGAUCCCAAGGCUAAAAAGUGACCUGAGGCAUGCAUAAAAUGUAAAUCUCUGUGCUGCUUUAUUCUGUAAUUAUCAUUUAUGUCUAGGUAAUAAACACAAUAGAGACCUUUGC